CGUCGGUAGAAUUGGAGACUUUUUGGCGGCAGUCGGUUUCUAAGUAUUAAAGUAAAUUUUUCAUCAUGGUUGAAGACAAAAAUCAAAACGUAGAAUUAACGGAUCACGAAGCUGAGUUGUACGAUAGACAAAUUCGUUUGUGGGGCUUAGAAUCACAGAAACGUUUACGGGCAGCUAAGGUAUUAUUAAUAGGCCUAAAUGGGUUUGGAGCAGAAAUAGCAAAAAAUAUUAUUUUAGCUGGUGUUCAAGCAAUUACAUUCUUAGACCAUAGAAAUGAAACAGUUGAAGAUCGAUGUUCACAAUUCUUAGCACCUAGAGAAUUAAUUGGAAAAAAUAGGGCUGAGGCAUCUUUAGAAAGAGCAAAAAAUCUAAACCUUAUGGUUAAUAUUAAAGCAGAUACAUCUAAUGUUGACGAUAAGUCAGAUAUAUAUUUUAGCAACUUUGAUGUGGUCUGUGCAACACAAUGCACUAUUACACAAAUAAAGAGGAUUAACGAAGCGUGUAGAAAGCAUAAAGUGAAAUUUUUCGCUGGAGAUGUAUGGGGAACUUUAGGUUAUACUUUUGCUGAUUUAAUAACUCACGAAUAUGCAGAAGAUGUAGUACAAACAAAGAAAAUACAAAUGUCAGAAAGUGGUGAACCUAUGCAUAAGGAAAAGUUUGAAAAUAUAACUGUAACUGAGAAGCACACAGAUACCUUUGUGCCUUUUGAAUCAAUUUUAAAUAUUACAAAGUCUUCCCUUCCCAAAGAGUCAGAAAUAUAUUAUAUGAUGUUAAUAAUGCUAAAUUAUCGUGAAAAAUACGGUAAAGAUCCAUUACACAGUGAAAGAGGUUCCGAGAAUUUAAAGGCUGAAGCAGCAGCAAUUAUUAAGAAAUAUGAUCUUGAGGAUAAAAUAAAUAAAUUAGUCGAGGGCGAUAUAUAUGCACAAGCUAGUCCAGUAUGUGCUAUAGUUGGCGGUAUUAUGGCGCAAGAAAUAAUUAAAACAGUUUCACAGAAGGGUGCUCCACACAAUAAUCUGUUCACCUUUAAUCCAGACACGUUGUGUGGAAAAAUAUUGAGAUUGGGUCAGUAAUAAUAAUUUUGCAGAAAUGGUAUG
Molecule: messenger RNA, 1094 nt
Organism: Habropoda laboriosa
Lineage: Eukaryota; Metazoa; Arthropoda; Insecta; Hymenoptera; Apidae
Gene: Aos1
Product: SUMO-activating enzyme subunit 1
Exons: 6
Coding region: 66-1070 (334 amino acids)
Biological process (GO): protein sumoylation
Cellular component (GO): cytoplasm; SUMO activating enzyme complex
Molecular function (GO): SUMO activating enzyme activity
Source: RefSeq, a predicted model, not a curated record